UCCUCCCGCGCGGAGUCUCGAGGCCCGCGGCGCCCACGCUCCAUGUUUUCCUGGCCGAGGUGGGCCGCGCUGUCCCCGCUUCUCAGCCGCACUCUGCGGUCUGCUCGUGUCGCCGCCGCCGCCACCAUGAGCACUGGCACUUUCGUCGUGUCGCAGCCGCUCAAUUACCGCGGCGGGGCCCGCGUGGAGCCGGCCGACUCGUCGGGCACGGAGAAGGCGUUCGAGCCGGCCACCGGCCGAGUGAUAGCAACUUUCACGUGUUCUGGAGCAAAGGAAGUGGAUCUGGCUGUUGAAAGUGCAAAGGCUGCCUUUAAAAUAUGGAGUAAAAAGUCUGGCAUGGAGCGCUGCCGCAUCCUUUUGGAGGCUGCCAGGAUAAUAAGGGAAAGAAGGGAUGAAAUUGCCACCAUGGAGACCAUCAACAAUGGCAAGUCCAUCUUUGAGGCCCGCUGGGAUAUAGACACUUCGUGGCAGUGCUUGGAGUACUAUGCAGGCUUGGCUGGGUCCAUGGCUGGGGAACACAUCCAGCUCCCAGGUGGAUCGUUCGGUUAUACCAGGAGAGAGCCGCUGGGAGUAUGUGUGGGAAUAGGAGCGUGGAACUACCCCUUUCAGAUCGCCUGUUGGAAGUCUGCUCCCGCCUUGGCUUGUGGUAACGCCAUGAUCUAUAAACCGUCUCCCUUCACCCCCGUGUCUGUCCUGCUGCUGGCCGAGAUCUACACCGCGGCAGGUGUGCCCCCCGGGCUCUUCAACGUGGUGCAGGGAGGGGCCGCGACAGGCCAGCUUCUGUGUCAGCACCGUGACGUGGCCAAAGUGUCCUUCACUGGUAGUGUGCCCACGGGCUCAAAGAUCAUGGAGAUGGCAGCUAAAGGAAUCAAACCCGUGACCUUGGAACUCGGAGGCAAAUCUCCACUUAUCAUCUUCUCAGACUGUGAUAUGAAGAAUGCUGUGAACGGAGCCCUGAUGGCCAACUUCCUCACCCAAGGCCAGGUGUGUUGCAAUGGCACAAGAGUGUUUGUACAAAAGGAAAUUCUUGAUAAAUUUACCGAGGAAGUGGUGAAGCAGACCCAAAAGAUAAAGAUUGGCGACCCCCUUCUGGAAGAUACGAGGAUGGGGCCACUCAUCAACCGACCACACUUGGAACGAGUCUUGGGGUUCAUUCAAGUGGCAAAGGAGCAGGGUGCUAAAGUGUUAUGUGGUGGAGAUCUGUAUGAACCUAAGGACCCCAAAUUAAAGGAUGGCUAUUACAUGAGACCUUGUAUAUUAACUAACUGCAGGGAUGACAUGACCUGCGUGAAAGAGGAGAUCUUCGGGCCAGUUAUGUCCAUUUUAUCCUUUGACACCGAAGCUGAGGUUGUGGAACGAGCCAAUGAUACCACUUACGGACUGGCUGCUGGCGUCUUUACCAGGGACAUCCAGCGGGCCCACCGAGUGGUGGCUGAGCUGCAGGCUGGCAUGUGCUUCAUUAACAACUACAACGUCAGCCCAGUGGAGCUGCCCUUCGGCGGAUACAAGAAGUCAGGCUUUGGCAGAGAGAACGGCCGUGUGACAAUCGAGUACUAUUCACAGCUAAAGACCGUGUGCGUGGAGAUGGGUGACGUGGAGUCCACGUUCUGAAAAAAAUCUGCAAGUGAGGGCUGCUGACAAUGACCAGCUGUGGGGCGAAGGAGUCAGCUCUCUUGUUAACUGGUGCUGUUUUCAGUCCAGAACCUUCCGUGCAGAAGUGCCUUCUAGAUUCCAAUCAGGAGAGUUGUGAUUUUCCUCAGAGCAAAUGGCUGAAUCCAGAAGAGCCAGCAGCAGUGUUCCAGAGGACGGGGGGGGGGGUUGUGCUCCCACCCGAGUCAUCUGCUGACAGUGGGGAUUCUCUAGCUUAUUUUAGGGAACCUGUUCCUGUGUAGGUCUUGAUAGAAUCAGUAGAGUGGAUUCCUG
Ochotona princeps (American pika) is the source of this 1923-nucleotide messenger RNA. It is a transcript of the gene ALDH9A1, whose product is annotated as aldehyde dehydrogenase 9 family member A1. Gene Ontology annotation, molecular function: 4-trimethylammoniobutyraldehyde dehydrogenase (NAD+) activity; aminobutyraldehyde dehydrogenase (NAD+) activity. NCBI's taxonomy places the organism in Eukaryota, Metazoa, Chordata, Mammalia, Lagomorpha, Ochotonidae. The transcript is spliced from 11 exons. Bases 43 to 1611 code for a protein of 522 amino acids. The record is from RefSeq and is a predicted model, not a curated record.